ACUCCCGCACGCCGCCAUAACCGACUGUGACCGGAAGGGGAGGAACCCAGGGCCUUCCCAGGCAUCCCCAGCACCUGCCGCGGUAACGACAUGCAGGCGGCCCUGGAAGUGACAGCGCGCUACUGCAGCCGGGAGCUGGAGCAGUAUGGCCAGUGCGUGGCUGCCAAGCCGCAGUCGUGGCAGCGGGACUGCUACCACCUCAAGAUGAGCAUCGCCCAGUGCACUUCCUCCCACCCUAUCAUUCGUCAGAUCCGUCAGGACUGUGCCGAACCUUUUGAAGCCUUUGAGCUGUGUCUCCGACAGAAUGAAGCUGCCGUGGGCAAUUGCUCCGAGCAUGUGCGGCAAUUCCUGCAGUGUGCGGAACGGGUGCAGCCGCCGGCAGAGCCAAACCGUCUCCAGGCGCAGUGAGCAUUUAUUUUUCUUGGGCCAUGGAAACAUUGAGCAUAUGUGAACAUGGGAUUUUCUCUGGAGAGCCGUUGGACAGAGCUUAGUCACUGAUGGCUGACCCGAAGGUGCUGAGCUGAUACCCCACCAACCAAAUAAAGACACAUUUGUACAGAGCCCUAGGUUCAAAAGCUUCUCUACCUUGGCCUGAGGGUAGUGAACUUCUCUGCUCUAGGGUAAAGGCGUGAGAAAGGACAAACAGGUCUUGUUUUUUAAUU
Molecule: messenger RNA, 662 nt
Organism: Phascolarctos cinereus (koala)
Lineage: Eukaryota; Metazoa; Chordata; Mammalia; Diprotodontia; Phascolarctidae
Gene: CHCHD5
Product: coiled-coil-helix-coiled-coil-helix domain containing 5
Biological process (GO): cellular respiration
Cellular component (GO): mitochondrial intermembrane space
Source: RefSeq, a predicted model, not a curated record